This is a messenger RNA of Arabidopsis arenosa, 1606 nucleotides long. The record is from the annotation of a GenBank genome assembly. NCBI's taxonomy places the organism in Eukaryota, Viridiplantae, Streptophyta, Magnoliopsida, Brassicales, Brassicaceae.
CUUGUCAAUUGUCAUCUAAAGCUUCCCUUGAUCUCUUCUCCCAAACUCGCUUUCCUUCUAUCACGAUACAGAAUCUCUCGCAUUACAAAUAUGGUUUGUGAGGUCACACGUGGAUGAAUUAAGAUCCCAAUUUCGUCAAGUUUCUUCUUUCUCAAAAGUUGCAUACAAACUGUUUGAUGAAAUUCCUAAGAGAGAGUUUCAUGUCUGACUAUUAACUCGUUGCUGUUACACUUAGCUGCUUUUCAAAUGUGGGUUAAUGGGUAUCAUCAAAUAAGAAGGUAUCUAAUCUCUGACAUCUGUUUCAGAGCAAAUCCAAGUCGCUUCUUCCGAUCAAUCCAGGUUUUGUAUCAUUCUUCAGUUGAUUCCUAUGGAGAUGCAUUGCCUUAUGAAUGGUACGAAACAAAACUCCCAGUUCUGAAAAAACUAAGCCGUGCAUUGAAAGACGUUGAUUUAGUCGAUGGGAAGCUAGAGGACAUCAAUGGUGUCAUCAUUUAUGAUGAUGGUAUCAAAAAGAAAAUGCAAGCCUUUAAAUCUCUGGCUAGAAUCUUUAUUGGGUCUCCUUCAAUUCAGCAGAAGCUUAGAGAAGAGGGACGAUUCAAGUUCCCAUUUUUUGGGAGUGAAAAUGAAAGAGAACCAUUGGUGGUGAAUUCAUUGACUAAAGUUAGCAACUUUCUUAACGUCUCGGCCCAGCAGCGGAAGCUAGUGAGGUGCACUGUGUGUUCACAGGUGACGCAGUAUCGUAUAUGGAGAGGUGCUCUUGAAGAUAUAUUGAAUGGUCUUAAAGAAGAAGUUGAUUGGUUAGUUGAACAUAGAGAGAUGAGUCAAGGUAGAGUAUUGGCUCAGCAAGUGAUAUUGUCUUGCCUUGGGUUUUUAUCUGAAUCAUCGGUUUCAUUUGAAGCCGAGAAAUCAACUUCUUGGAUGCGGCCUGUGCCAGCUAGGUAUGCGAAAGCUAAUGCUUCUGCGAAGUGGGAAGAUGUUCUUGAUAUGGUGAAUGAUCUGAGAAGGUAUCUUGAACAUGAUGAAGAAAUUACUGUACUUUACCAUUUGGAAAAGCUUGUAUCGAUGAAAGAAGGGCUUUUGCAGAUCAAAGAUGUGUUUUUGGACAACACUAUUGGAUUUCGAGAGGUUAGACAUCAAGAGCACCUUGUGUACAGAAAACUCUCAAAGUUGUUGGGCAGUCCUUCACCGUGUUUGUUCUCUCUCGUCAUGUAUUUUCUCUAUGGCCGUGUGCGUGACAUUGAAGUUGAUCUCUGUGGUGGGUUUUACAAGGAGAAGAGCGAGUUCUUGUGCUUAAGCAUGGGGAGGAUCUUGACUUCAACGGAUGAGAAAAUGUUGGAGAGAGGGAUGAAGCAGUUAGAUAGGGCAUUGGGCCUCUUUGAGUUUGUGUGGGAAACAGCAGGAAUGAAAGAGACUCUUAACCUGCAAGGCCAUUUGUGGUGCCUUGGAGCUGAAGAAAGGUCCAUCACAUAUCGUGGGAAGACGUUCUUCGUGCAUGACCUUAGUCUAUGAGACUAUGAAGUUUUGUGAGGAACAAACAACAACCUGUACAUUUGUUUCAUUUGGCUAUAAACUUAGCUCUGUCUUCUGAUAAACUUUUUGAUGUUAU